AUUACUAAGCUCAUGUAUGAAGCGAAGAUUCCAAUGCAGCAUAAUUCUCAAACAAACCGUCUCAUUCUCUCUCCUUGGCUUUUCUUGCACCUCCCAACAAACCCCAUCCCUCGAAAUUCACUUUCUCCUACACUCUAUAACUCACAUGUCUGCGUGUUACAGUGUUCCAAAUGCAAAAACCAGAUACUUACUUCCCUCCCCCUUUACCAUGACAUAAAACCUCUCUCUAUCUCUCUCUCUCUCUCUUUCUGUAGUUCGAGUCAGAGUUAGGCACCAUGACAUCAGGCCAAACAGGUAGAAAUAGGAGCCUCGAGAGCCUGAUGGUUAUGGACAAGCCCGCUAUGGUUCCCACUGCCCACGCUCUACACAAAGGAAUUAGUGGCCAGGGGCUUGAAUUUGAGAACCUCUCUUAUAGUGUCCUGAAGAAACAGAAAAAGGAUGGAGUAUGGAUCACAAAAGAAGCUUAUCUUCUUAAUGAUAUUUCAGGCCGAGCUCUCAGAGGACAGGUCACAGCUAUCAUGGGACCUAGUGGAGCAGGGAAAUCAACUUUUCUCGAUGCUCUCGCUGGUCGAAUUGCCCAAGGAAGCCUCGAGGGAUCAGUUAGCAUCAAUGGUCGACCGGUAACAACAAGCUACAUGAAAAAGGUUUCUUCCUACGUGAUGCAAGAGGAUCAGCUCUUCCCCAUGUUGACAGUCUUUGAGACUUUUAUGUUUGCUGCAGAGGUGAGGCUACCUCCUUCAGUUUCGAGAUCCGAGAAGAGGCGCCGAGUGCAUGAGCUUCUUGACCAACUUGGCUUACAGAGUGCUGCUCAUACAUACAUUGGCGACGAAGGAAGAAGGGGGGUUUCGGGAGGAGAGAGACGCAGAGUUUCUAUAGGGAUAGACAUCAUACACAAGCCAUCUUUGCUAUUCCUUGAUGAACCAACCUCAGGCCUUGACUCCAGCAGUGCCUUCAGUGUGGUGGACAAGGUAAAGGACAUUGCAAAAGGUGGAAGCAUUGUUCUCAUGACAAUACACCAGCCUUCUUUCAGGAUCCAGAUGCUCCUCGACCAAAUUGUUGUUCUUGCAAGGGGGAGAUUGAUAUACCUGGGAAGCCCAACUUCUUUACCAGGUCAUCUAGCUGGAUUUGGAAGACAGGUUCCAGACGGAGAGAACAGCAUAGAGUAUCUCCUCGAUGUCAUCAAGGAAUACGACGGGUCAACAAUUGGUUUAGAGCCCCUGGUUGCAUUCCAAAGGGCAGGCAUAAAACCUGAACUUGCAGCAAGAACUCCGGUCCCAAAGACCCCACAUCAAAGACCCAAAGUCACCAAAGUUAUCAACCUUCAGAGCGUCCAAUUCUCAUUCAGUGGAAUAGCCCAUGGCCAUGAUCCCUCCUAUGUCGAAGACGAUGACCAAGAGGAAUUCGACAACUCUCUAGAGAGGAAAUCACAUGUUUCAAUGGCUAGCUCAGCCUAUCCAAGGCUUGCAUCUCACUUCUAUAAGGAUUUUCCAGCAUGGAUCUACCAUGGAGUCAAAGGCACCCCUCAGAGGCGACCUUCUUGGACUCCUGCAAGAACACCUGGUCCAACCCCUGGUAAAACCCCCAUUGUAACCCACAAUCGUGGGACUAGGAAACCGAACCCAAACCCUAAAACACCUGUCUACCAUCGAGGGCAAGAUCACCACCACCUUGAAAUCGAAGCGCCACGUGAACCGGACUACAGUCACUACCAAGCUCCAAUGGACGCUCCAGACCAUGGUCCGAAAUUCGCCAACCCAUUUCUCCGUGAAGUGGUGGUCCUCUCAUGGAGGACCAUGCUCAAUGUUAUUAGGACCCCUGAGCUCUUCCUCUCUAGAGAGAUUGUCCUCACGGUCAUGGCGCUCAUACUCUCCACACUCUUUGGAUCCCUCCAUGACUUGCAUGUCAAGACCAUCAAUAAGAUUAUGAACUUCUACAUAUUUUCUGUUUGUCUCAUCUUCUUCUCCUCGAAUGAUGCUGUCCCCACCUUCAUUCAAGAGAGGUUCAUAUUCAUCAGGGAAACCUCCCAUAAUGCAUACAGGGCCUCCUCUUAUGUGAUAUCUUCCCUCUUGGUAUACCUCCCUUUCUUCGCUGUCCAAGCCAUAACUUUUGCUCUGAUAACUCAUUUCAUGCUCCGCCUCAAUAGUAACAUGUUCUACUUUUGGCUCAUCCUCUAUGCUUCUCUCAUCACCACCAAUUCCUAUGUGAUGCUCGUUAGUGCUCUCGUCCCGAGUUAUAUCACGGGCUAUGCAGUUGUGAUUGCCACCACAGCGCUCUUCUUCCUCACCUGUGGCUUCUUCCUCAAGCGCACCAAGAUCCCAAUUUAUUGGAAAUGGCUUCAUUACAUCUCCGCCAUCAAAUACCCAUUUGAAGCUUUGCUCACAAAUGAGUUCAAGGGUGCCAGACAUUGCUAUAAAGGAAAUCUUGCCGAUCUCUCUCCGGGACCUUUGGGGCAGGUGAAGUUUAGCUCUCUGCAUAACACAAGUGACAAUUGCCCAUUGAUUGGACAGGAUGUGUUAGAGACUAUGGAUAUACAGAUCGGGAGUAUAUGGCUCGAUGUGGCAAUCCUUCUUGCUUGGGGGGUUCUCUAUCGCCUGUUCUUUUACGUGGUAGUCAGAUUUUACUCCAAGAAUCAGCGGAAAUGA
This is a messenger RNA of Amborella trichopoda, 2642 nucleotides long. RefSeq names its product ABC transporter G family member STR. Gene Ontology annotation, molecular function: ATP binding; ABC-type transporter activity; ATP hydrolysis activity. NCBI's taxonomy places the organism in Eukaryota, Viridiplantae, Streptophyta, Magnoliopsida, Amborellales, Amborellaceae. The record is from RefSeq and is a predicted model, not a curated record. Gene Ontology annotation, cellular component: membrane. Gene Ontology annotation, biological process: transmembrane transport.